UGGUGUAACGGCAACCAUUUUCAUCAAUCAAUCGAUUUUCGGUUCCUCAUCUUCCUUUUAGACUAAAGCCCGCCCGUUACCAACUCUCUGGAUCCCCUCCUGUUUCUACUCUUCUCUCUCCUUCCUCUCUCCUCCCCCUUUCGCUCUUCCUCUUUUUUCUCUCUUAACUUAAAGAAUAAUUCUCUAUUUUUCCGCCGAUUCCUUCUUUCUUCCCGCCCGGUCUCUCGUACCUCGCAGGUUUUUCUCUUCAUCUGUUGCUGCUGGUUACAGCCCGGAGAGGGAACCUUUAAUAAUUCACGCACGAGAGCAACACAACAGCCUAUAAUCUAUCAGCUCUAAGCCGAAGCUAAGAGAAGCACUUAAACGCAUAAUCUUUUUAAGAAGGACAAAGACAAAGAAAAAACCACAACGCAAUCCCCCGUUACCUCAAACUAAAGACACUUAAGGCUUAGAGCUUUCAUGACCCGAAGCUCUCAAGCUCAGGGUCAAGCUCUGGCUCGUCAAACCCAGGCACAGGCAUGUUCCAGCCUCAACCCACCCCGUAUUCUUCCUACGCUUCCUAUGGAAUCCACAUAGCCAACGCAGAGGUCCCCGAAUACGCCUUCCAGCCCACUCCGCUGGGACAAUUCGGAUCAGGGCAUGCUGGUGCUGGUGCUAGCGGUGCAGGCGCAAUCGCGGGCAGACCAACAGCGGCCGAACUAUUCACAUCUCCAAUCUUUCAUAACCACAAUUCUCUAAUUUCUCCCGCCAACAACAACCCCGGCCAUCUUCCAUACAGCAAUACCGACAUCAAUUCUUCGAUACCCCACCACAAUAGUCACCAUCACCAAAACCGUCGCAAUAUCAAGAUGGAGCCACAACAUCCCAACGAUCUUGCUCAGCAGGAGGCUGCAGCCCGCGACUUCAAGCCUCAGCUCGAGGGUCCUUUGGUCGGCGACAGAAGACCAAGCACCGUAAUUACCGAGGAGUAUGCUAAAUCAGAUCCGAUAUAUGUCGCCAAAACUAUGGCGUUACCCCAGACUUACUCCCAUUACCGCCCCGUUCAGGGUGACGGUAAUUGCGGCUGGCGAGCAAUCGCGUUCGCUUAUUUCGAGACUCUCGUACGAUGCGGCGAUAUAAAUCAAGUCCAAGGCGAGCUUGCCCGAGUGACUAGCCUAAACGAAUUUAUCGAGAAUAUCGGUGGCCACAGUGCUUGGCUGUUCGAGGAUAUGGUUUCCGUAACAUUCGACCUAUUUAAUGCGAUCGCCAAUGCUAUGUCCGCUGGACAAGAUGCUAUGCCGUUCGUAAUAGAAAAGUUCAACAACCCCGAGUUGUCGCAGUCCAUCGUUUACCACCAGCGCUUGCUUGCGUCUUCAUGGUUGAAGGGCAACUAUGCUCAAUAUGAACCUUGGAUAACCGGUGGUGUCGAGGGCUACGUCCAAGAUACUAUCAUGCCGAUCGACAGGGAGAUUGACCACAUUGGUGUAGUGCUACUCCACGACGUCCUACUGAAGCCAGCGAACAUCGUGCUCGAGAUCGCCUACCUAGACCGGAGUGAAGGUGUGGAAGUUAAUGUACAUCGGAUGCCAGAGGAGGCCAACGGUCAAGAUCCAUCCUUAUUAGGACCUAUCAUCUACCUUUUAUAUCGCCCAGGUCACUACGAUAUCUUGUAUCGCGAUUCAGUGAUUCAAGCUGCACCUAUUCCGCCCGCACCUACUACUUUGUCAAUCAACCGGGCAACCUCCUUUACGCACCACCACGAGAUCGAGAGCACAAUGCCUCCGCUUCAAGAUUACUCGGUAGAUAUGAGCGCAUUGGCCUUGAUACCUGGUUUUGCUGCUCCCGAGAUGUCUCCUUUGGGUUCUCCAACUGCGCCAUCUCCUAUGACAGAUCCUUACGCCCCUUCUCCGCAAUCGCCAUGGAUGCCGCAAGGUUAUACAGAAGGGCUGCCGGCUGCACCUCCGCCUCAACAGCCAAGCCCACCGCAUCAGCAACCCACGACGCCUAUGACAGUUCACCCUUUGCGCUUCAGCAAAUACAACUUUCCCGACCUAGUAGAGACGAGUAGCUUCCAUGAACCUUCUUUCACAACUAAUACUUUCAAGAAUAGUCAUUUCAAUGUCGCGCACUAUAACAAUAUGAAUUUUCAGCCUGAGAUGUACAGGCCCGAUGCGGAUGAAGAAAUACCACAUGGAAAAGGUGGUGGCCGGAAACGGAGUAGCGAGCAUUGCGCGGUCAUCAAAAAAGAGAACAGGGGUUAGAGAGGGUGUUUUCCUCCUGGUUCGAUGAGCAUUCUUCCGUUUAGGGUCGGCAGCACUUCCCAUUUACUUCACCCCCAUGGCGUUACUUGGUAAUGAAAGACUGCGAGAUACGAGGUCAUUCCUACUACUACGACCUGGUACGUAUUUAUACCACUGAGACGAAAUAAUGAGGCGUGGUCCCCCGCGGCAUCCUAAUAUAAGAAACGGGAUCCACAAAUGAGUUUGGUACUUAAUAUGGACACAAGAGCAGCAAGAAUUAGGUCACGUUUAUUCCCGCUGCCCUGAAACGAAUCGACGAGGCUGGACGCGGAUUAAGUUGAUAUAAAUCCAGCUAAAAUUAAUACGAUAUCUUCAUUCAAAAUAU
This is a messenger RNA of Hypoxylon trugodes, 2604 nucleotides long. RefSeq names its product cysteine proteinase. Lineage: Eukaryota; Fungi; Ascomycota; Sordariomycetes; Xylariales; Hypoxylaceae. Gene Ontology annotation, cellular component: nucleus. Gene Ontology annotation, molecular function: cysteine-type deubiquitinase activity; ubiquitin binding. Gene Ontology annotation, biological process: protein K48-linked deubiquitination. The transcript is spliced from 4 exons. Bases 519 to 2240 code for a protein of 573 amino acids. The record is from RefSeq and is a predicted model, not a curated record.